GGGAAUUAAAAUUGGCCCGUGUUGCCUCGGUUGCACCUCUGUAAAUCCUGUUAGCACUUGGCCGCAAACGCCUCAUGAGUGCACACCUCCUCUACGUGAUUGCGUAAAUCUGUCCAGCUCGGUGAUUGGCUGUCAUGACGACCGUCGCCCCUUCCAUUGGCUGCGAACCGAAACCAGUAAACGGGAAGCAAAAAAAAAAAAAAAAAAUCUUGUCAAGUGAAGUGCACGUAGCUAAGCUUUUGCCUCACCUUUGUGGCGUUCCCCGGCCUAACUUUGCGUCCAUAAAACUGGUAGUAUUUGGAACAUUAUUGAGAGGGCAAAAUGGGGUGCUUCUUCUCCAAGAAAUCCAAAAGGAAGUCUUCAGAAAAGGACGAACGUACUCCGACAACAACGACUGUCGAAACUACUGGUAACGCGGUUCCCCUUGGCAACAACACCGACGAGGCUCCGAAGCAGUACAGCUGGGAUAAGAGAGAGAAGGCUGACCCCAAGGACUACACAUUGAAAGGGCUCAAAGACGUUACGGUGGGUCGCCUUCCUGGCAAACUGAACGGGCAACAGUUUGUCAUUGAAGAGUGCGAGAACUGCAACAUCUACGUGUUCGACCACUCGGCCACUAUCACCAUUGAUGACUGUGUCAACUGUCGUAUUUUUCUGGGACCCGUCAAAGGCAGCGUGUUUUUCAGAGACUGCAAAGACAUCAAGUGUGUGGUGGCUUGUCAGCAGUUUCGCACGCGGGACUGCAAAAAGAUGGAGGUGUUCUUGUGCUGCGCCACUCAGCCCAUCAUAGAGUCUUCCACGGGUAUGAAGUUUGGCUGCUUCCAGUACUACUACCCAGAGCUGGCUUUCCACUUCAAGGAUGCUGGACUUAGCAUAUUCAACAACAACUGGAGUAACAUCCAUGACUUCACGCCAGUGUCUGGAGAGAACAACUGGAGCUUGUUGCCAGAGACCUCAGCGGUGCUGGAUUUUGUUCCAACACCGGACCCCGAGUCUGAGUUCAAGUCGAUUCGAGUAGCCGCGGACCCCGCACGCAGCAUUGUGCCUUUGACGAAGGGAGGGAGGCGUAAGGAUAGCGAAGAGUCUUGCCUCUUUGUUUUCUUCGCUGGGGAGUACACCACUGCAAAUGCACGCAAAUUAAUCGAUGAGGCGGCCGCUAAAGGUUUUGUACUCGUCCAAACAAAAGAAGUCUCAAUGCGACCUGAAGAUGUGAACAGGGUGUUUCAGAAUACUGCAGACGACCUUGCGGAGUGGAUCACUAAAGGUCCUGUCAUUGCACUCGAGUUGAACGGUGACGGAGUCGUGGAAGCCUGCAGGAACAUUGCCAACGAAGUGUUCAGUGGGACCAAGGUUUUUGUCUCCGAUAACAAAAACACUUCCUCUCGAGACGUGGACAGCUUCUUCAACUUCGCUGACAUGCAGAUGGGUUUGUAAAUGGUUAUGUAUCAAAACAAACUGCCUGAAUUGAUUGAGAUUUUUCUACUGCCCCACCACCACCGCCGCCGCCCCCGCCCCCGCCAUCCAGCUCAGGCUGAAUUCAUGUACCGAUUGUUUGCCUCUUUUUGUCAUUAAAAGAUGGAUAGAAGGGAAGCGUUAAGGACCAUAUUUUAUGAAGCCUUCGAUAGACAAGUUCACUUCUAAUGAAUGAAUCCGCAGACUAAGAGUCAUCCCUUGAAAUUCAGCUGUAAACCACUCAUUAGUUGCUAACAGUGCUGUGAAUAUUUAUAUUUCUAUGAAUGUAUUUGGUAAUUCUGUCACUCUUGUGAAUGUAGCUACUGGCUGUAACUGUAUUUCUCUUUUUAUUUAAUGUGUUGCUUUUUGUCACUGUCCGAAUUACUAUGGAAAAAUACGAGCACAAGAAUGCCUGAGGGAAAUUGUUUUAUAUUUUUGUUUCUUUUGAGGAUUUAUUUGUGUAUGUGGUUUAGAUGAUUGACAUGUAUCCUUUUUAAAUGUGUAUAUUUGAAACAUUCUGUGUAGGUGAUGACUACAUGUUUAAGGAUAUUUGUUAGGCCAAAGCUGGUUUGUGAACAUUUGUGUGGGUCACAACUGAUCCGUCCACACUGAAUUGUGUGAACGUGUAUAAUGGCUGGAUUUUUGAUGUAGGCAACUCAUGAUCAUUUUUUUUUAAAGAUUUAUAAAAUUUGUUUUGUACUCUACUUAAUGUUUUUGUAUAGAAACAACUUAACGUCCAUUCUAAUUUUUAGUAAAAGUUUCAUUAUGUGUGACAUCAUUUUGUGCUUUAAGAAAGCUGCAUGAAGUUCGAUGAAGGCUGGCAAACGUGAGCCAACAACAGUUUAUAAUUAUGAUAUAGUAAAUGAAUGAGUUGAAAUAGUUUCUGUGGACACUGCCAUCAGAACAAUGUACAUGCACAGAAACCAUGUUAGAUGAGAAACAGACAGGGAAGUGUCCUGGUUCCUCUUUGUAACCUGAUCAGCUCUUCUCUAAAGAGCUCUCGAAGUUGAAAUGGAGUGAUUUUAUUUCAUUUUUAGGGGAAGCUGUGAAUUGAGGCGCACCUCUUUGACCAUGCAUAUCAUUCAUGUAUUGUUUUCUUGGCGUUUUAGAGACCUCAUUAUACACUCAUUCCAGACUGAAUCAUUGUUGUCUUUCUCGGUGGAUCACAGUUUGCAGCUUUCAUUUCAGUAAUUUCCACUUCCACCUAUGUAAACAGCAUCAAAUUUCUAAAUAUUAAAUGUUCCAGUCAAUGGCAAACAGCCCAACCUCACUCAGCCAGGCUUAUCAUUAAUUCAUCACUGAUUAAAUGCCUGAUAUAUCAAACAGUUUUGUACAGUUGCCUUUAUAAAAGGAAUAUAUAUAUAUAUCAGUAGGGACUUCAUGUGAUGUACUUUUGUAUUGGUAAACAUUUUGUACUGGAGCAUAAUGUUUUUGUAGAGCAUUUUGUCUUAUGAAUGCACGUGUAACUUUUUUGUGUAAACGACAUCGUGUCUUUAUGAAAUUCAGAGUAACAUUAAAAGCCGCAGAAUCACA
Molecule: messenger RNA, 2985 nt
Organism: Mugil cephalus (flathead mullet)
Lineage: Eukaryota; Metazoa; Chordata; Actinopteri; Mugiliformes; Mugilidae
Gene: rp2
Product: RP2 activator of ARL3 GTPase
Exons: 5
Coding region: 322-1434 (370 amino acids)
Biological process (GO): post-Golgi vesicle-mediated transport
Cellular component (GO): periciliary membrane compartment; cilium
Molecular function (GO): GTPase activator activity
Source: RefSeq, a predicted model, not a curated record